UGCGGAGAGGCGGAGAAACGGACGGCGCUCGCGGUUUGUCCGGCUCCGUUCGCAGUGAAAGGAGUCGCCACGACGAGAACAUGUUAGAUUCCCAUUUAGCUCCUGGAUGGGACACACAUUUCACCGCCGGUGGCCAACAAGAGGACGUAUUUUCUUAGAUGUGUCAGCGAGAUAGGUUUAUUAAAAUAUUCAUGUUGGAUGUGUCGUGUGAUGGAAAGAGAAGUCGUACCCGUACUUUGGCUAGGCUAGUCUGUUAGCAUUACUUUUUCGAAAGUGAUACGAAGUGAAAUUAUGUUAUUGCUUUUAGUCAGUGUGUGCGUAACGACACUAGACUAGUUAAUUAUUAUUCAUUAUUGUGCAUAAUUUCCUCUCAGGCGGGUCAGCUUGCAGCCUCAGAACUGAGAGAGAAGCUGCAAAAACGUGAAGUCGAAGGUGCCGGACCCCACGGUUCGUUUGGCUCGCGCUGCCGUUUUCCGUGUUGUUGUUGCUGCCGUUGUUUUCCGUGAAAUAAAAAAAAAAAAAAAAAAAAAAAAAAAGUGCGAAUGGAGACCAGACAGGAGUCGAGACCACUGCUGCAAACAGAGGAGCUUGGAGGAGCUGCAGGACACAAGUCGGAACAGGACGCCUACCUGGACAAGGUCCAAAAUAAGAAGCUGUACUUAGCCACCUUCGCAGCAGUGCUGGGUCCCCUGAGCUUUGGGUUUGUCCUAGGCUACAGCUCCCCGGCCAUCCCCAACCUGAGCAAAAUCAGUGAUCUACGUCUUCGACUGGACCCCACAGAGGCCUCCUGGUUUGGGUCUGUGGUGACGAACAUUUGGAUGCUGUACCUUGGUAGAGUGCUGACUGGACUGGCCAGUGGUGUGACCUCACUCGCAGCACCUCUGUAUAUCUCAGAGACAUCCCAUCAGCGCAUUCGAGGAACCUUGGGCUCCUGUGUACAGCUGAUGGUGGUGCUGGGAAUCAUGGGUGCUUACAUAGCAGGUCUGGUGCUGGACUGGCGUUGGUUAGCAGUGACCUGCUCAGUCCCACCUACAGCCAUGUUGCUCUUCAUGUGCUUCAUGCCAGAAACGCCACGGUUCCUGCUGUCACAGGGUAAACGGCGGGAGGCUGAAGAGGCACUACGCUUCCUUAGGGGCCCAGAGGCUCCGGCAGAGUGGGAGUGCGCCCAGAUAGAGGGCGCGUCCUUGGAGCAGGACAGUCACUUCCAGCUGUCAGACCUCCGAGACCCUGGAAUCUACAAGCCUCUUGCAGUGGGCAUUCUGAUGAUGCUCUUCCAGCAGUUCACUGGCAUCAAUGCCAUAAUGUUCUAUGCUGAGACCAUCUUUGAGGUUGCUCAUUUUAAGAAUGGCGAUGUCGCAUCGGUGAUAGUGGCAGCAUUCCAGGUGAUCUUCACAGCUCUGGCAGCGGUGAUUAUGGACCGAGCCGGAAGGAAAGUCCUGCUUGUGGUGUCAGGAGUUGCCAUGGCAGUCAGUACAGCAGUGUUUGGUGUGUACUUCAGGCUGAGCAGCCCAACCCCCACCAACUCUUCUGGCCUUGAGUUUGGGUCCCUGGAACCAGCACUGAAGGACACCCAGUUGGACUUGUCAUGGCUUGCUUUGGCUUGCAUGGGCCUCUUCAUUGCCGGCUUUGCUGUGGGCUGGGGCCCUACUCCUUGGCUGGUGAUGUCAGAGAUUUUUCCCACGCCUGUGCGGGGGUUGGCCAGUGCUGUCUGUGUUCUGACUAACUGGAGCACAGCUUUCCUUGUCACCAAGACAUUUCAGGAUCUCAUGAACCUUCUGAGCAGCGCUGGGACGUUUUGGCUGUUUUCAGUACUCUGUGCCCUCAACAUAGUUUUCACUGUCUUCUGUGUCCCAGAGACCAAAGGCAAAACCCUGGAGCAGAUCCAGGCUCAUUUCAAAGGGACAGGAUAGAUUCCUUCUCUUCCACAUAGCCUAAUUCAGAACAAAAGAGACCUCAUUCCCACCUUGGAACAAUAGGUUUUUUACCAAGGUUGUUCUAUCAUUCUUACUGGUACUUGUGUUUAAUUUUGUGGUUUUCCCACUUGCAGCCAUCUUCAGUUGCAGUUCCAUAGGUAUAAUGGGAAUUCUUUGGCCUUUCUGGCCUGUCUGCUGGCCACUGUCUGCUGACCUCAUGUCAGUGUCGGACCUCUCUAGAAUUUAUUUCAGUGGGCUUAUGCAUCCUUGAAAUGGGCUUAAGUCCUAGGUUCCUGAACUCUGGAUCCAUUGGUUUUGCCUCAAAUAUUGUAGGUCAUCAGAACACCUCAGAAUUGUCGAGGGUCUGAAAAUAAUACAAGUGCCUUGUGAGACAGGUGGGUGUGUUCCUAUGAAGCCAGACCAGCACUCCUCGGUGGUGGGGGGACCAGAGAUUUUUUUUGACAUUGAUGAUCCUCAAAUGAUUGUCUGCAGUAGAAACAGUUUUUGGGGCAAUAUUUACGCAGUUUGAAUUAUACUGUAAUCCCACACAACAAAAUAAAUUUGACGUUUGUGUGUUCUUUGAA
Molecule: messenger RNA, 2497 nt
Organism: Scleropages formosus (Asian bonytongue)
Lineage: Eukaryota; Metazoa; Chordata; Actinopteri; Osteoglossiformes; Osteoglossidae
Gene: slc2a8
Product: solute carrier family 2 member 8
Exons: 11
Coding region: 543-1910 (455 amino acids)
Biological process (GO): D-glucose transmembrane transport
Cellular component (GO): membrane
Molecular function (GO): D-glucose transmembrane transporter activity
Source: RefSeq, a predicted model, not a curated record